AUGCCGACAAGGAAGAAGGCCGUGUACAAGCAUGUCCCCAAGCCAGUUCUCAAAGGGAACAAGGUGAAGUGUUACAGGUGUGGGACAGAUGAUAUCUACAGCAUGUUCAACAUGCUAAAUCACGAUGCCUGGUGUGCUCUUGCGAAAAAGGAGCAGGAGAAGGCAGCUGCUGCCCAAGCUGCUGCCGCAGCCAAGAGUAGACAAAAUUGA
Miscanthus lutarioriparius is the source of this 210-nucleotide messenger RNA. Lineage: Eukaryota; Viridiplantae; Streptophyta; Magnoliopsida; Poales; Poaceae. The record is from the annotation of a GenBank genome assembly.